AUGGAUUUGCUUGCCGUUUCUGACUAUUGGAAUGCAGAUUCCAUCCAGCCAGGGCAUGCAACUGGCAAGGCAGAGUACUUGUUCAGUCGCAUCAAGCCGGAGAAAGCAGAAGAAUGGCGGUAG
Molecule: messenger RNA, 123 nt
Organism: Talaromyces rugulosus
Lineage: Eukaryota; Fungi; Ascomycota; Eurotiomycetes; Eurotiales; Trichocomaceae
Exons: 1
Coding region: 1-123 (40 amino acids)
Source: RefSeq, a predicted model, not a curated record